Molecule: messenger RNA, 1830 nt
Organism: Papilio polytes (common Mormon)
Lineage: Eukaryota; Metazoa; Arthropoda; Insecta; Lepidoptera; Papilionidae
Gene: ST3
Product: facilitated trehalose transporter Tret1-2 homolog
Exons: 4
Coding region: 137-1747 (536 amino acids)
Biological process (GO): transmembrane transport
Cellular component (GO): membrane
Molecular function (GO): transmembrane transporter activity
Source: RefSeq, a predicted model, not a curated record
GAAUCGUGUCGUGCGUUACGUUCCGUCAGAGUCCGUCAGUGUGCAAAUUGUAGCAUUCGACGUCGAACGCGUCAAUUUAUUAAUUUGUCAGAACAUCGAACGAAAUAAGUGUCAGUGAAGCAGUGUUCAGGUAGAAAUGGGAGGAGAUCCAGAAGCGAAUGAAAACGUAAAAGCACAGAACGAACCAUCAGAAAACAAACAAACGGAAAACACAAACUCUAAUGAAGCUAAAGACAGUACAAAAGUAUCCAAUUAUAUACAAAACAUAAAGAUAUCGAAUUCCAGUAAUGGCUUAGUACUAACAGAGAAAGAUAGUAAAUUGUCUUUAACUAAAGAAGCACCUUUACUCACCGACUCCAAAACUGUCGUCAGAUUUUCACCAGCAUGGAAACAGACUCUAGCAGCGUCGGCGGCCAUUUUAAUGACGUUUUCUUCAGGCCUGACUUCCGGGUACUCCGCUAUCUUGCUACCUCAACUGAAGGAACCUGACAGCAUCAUACCCUGGGAUGAAAGCACUGCAUCAUGGAUAGCGGCAAUGGCAGCGCUCCCUAUGGCUCCAGGCUGUCUGCUUUCGGGCUGGAUGAUGGAGAAGUUCGGCAGACGUAACUCACACUACAUCGUCUGCGCACCUUUGCUGGUUGGCUGGAUCCUCAUCGCCUGCGCCAACAACCUUCUCCUCAUGCUCAUAGGAAGAUUCCUAACCGGUCUCUGCGUCGGUCUACUAGGACCGUUGGGACCGGUGUAUAUCGGAGAAACAUCUGAACCCAAAUUCAGAGGGAUUUUCCUCGCAGGUGUGUCGUUAGCGAUCGCAGUGGGGAUUUUAGUCGCACAUUUGAUAGGAACUUUUAUAUCGUGGCAAUGGACUGCGGUCAUAUGCUGCUUGUUUCCAAUUCUAUCAGUGAUUUUACUAAGUGCAGUGCCUGAAAGCCCGACGUGGCUGAUCUGCAGAGGUGAAGUGGAGAAAGGAGUCAAAUCUUAUUACUGGCUGAGAGGUUACAGCGAGGAAGCGAAAGCAGAAUUACUAGCCGUCAUUGAUAAACGAAAGCAGACUGAUUCAGAGCCAGUACCAACAUGGAGAGAAAAGAUUGCCAACUUAAAGAGUCCGGAGUUAUUAAAACCUUUAGCUAUUAUGAUUAUAUUCUUUAUAACAUGUCAGUUUUCUGGCGUGAACGCUAUUGCGUUUUAUUCUAUAGAAAUAGUUGAGAAGGCGGUCGGGAAGGGGAUGGAUCAUUAUGUUGCUAUGUUGGCUAUCGACGUGCUGCGGACUGUAAUGUCUGUGGUCGCGUGUGUUAUCUGCAAGCAGUAUGGCAGGAGGCCUUUGUGUUUUAUAAGCGGAAUCUGGACUGCAUUAUCUAUGAUAGGAUUAGCAUUGUUCUUGUAUUUCACUGAAGGCAAACCAACAGAUAUGUCGUGGUUACCGCUUUCGUGUUUAAUGAUUUACAUCUGUGCGAUAUCAAUAGGUCUAGUGCCUUUACCUUGGAUGAUGUGUGGAGAAGUAUUCCCUACUAAAGUACGAGGGUUAGGUUCAGGAAUCAGUUCAGCAACUACGUUCUUAGCUUUCUUCGUCGUUGUUAAAACUGCGCCCGGCAUGAUGUCUAGUUUAGGAGAAGUUUUCACAUUCCUGUUUUACGGUAUUAUAGCGUUUAUCGGAACUGUUAUUUUGUACUUUAUUCUGCCAGAAACUAAAGGCAAGAGCUUGCAAGAAAUAGAAGAUAAGUUUAGAGGUAUAAAAAGCAACAAAGUUUAGUGUUCAUUAAGUUUAAGUAAAUGUUCAACGAUAUCAUUUAUUAACUUUAAGCUUAAAUUUAUUUAUCUGUGAUAUUAUAGUCU